Molecule: messenger RNA, 3021 nt
Organism: Talaromyces marneffei
Lineage: Eukaryota; Fungi; Ascomycota; Eurotiomycetes; Eurotiales; Trichocomaceae
Exons: 3
Coding region: 1-3021 (1006 amino acids)
Molecular function (GO): nucleic acid binding
Source: RefSeq, a predicted model, not a curated record
AUGGUUAAAUGUGGCAUACACUAUACAAACCAUGGAUCAGACCACCAAGCUAUUGAAACAGAGUUUGAUAUAUCAGUCCCGGAUCGACCUACCACUGAGAGAUUGCUCUGGAAGAACGCGCCUUGGACAGAAAUUAGAGCUAGAGUCACUACCAGCUUACAAGGGGUUCCCCUGGACGGCUCAGUCCAGCUGCAGACGGAUCGCCUGAUGAUAGCGGUCACAGAAGCAGUCUCAAAACUUACACCAAAGGCAAAACCCUCACCAUACGCGAAACGAUGGUGGACGACGGAUCUAACGCAGCUUCGCCGAUGUAUAAUCCAUGAGCUCGAACAACAAGCACAUAAAGCGGCAAAAGAAUAUCAUGAUGCAAUCCGGAAACAGAAGAAGAUACACUGGGAAGAUUUCCUUGCUAAUGAUGCAAAUAUAUGGCAGGCAACUAAAUAUCUAAAACCUAAUAGCAGCUCAUUCAGCGACAAAAUACCACCAUUGGUAAAGGCAGAUGGAUCUACUACCAAAGAUAAAGGAGAGCAGAUGAAAGAGUUGCUUGCUACAUUUUUCCCACCAUUACCGACGAGAAUAGAAGAUGAGGGAACUCGGCCACAAAGAGAGCCGAUACACAUGCCUGAUCUCACUAUGGAGGAGAUUGAACGAAAAGUCUUUGAAGCUAAGCCAUGGAAAGCACCCGGAGAGGAUGGCCUCCCAGCAAUGGUAUGGAGGCAGCUCUGGCCAGUGGUCAAAGAAAGAGUAUUCCGUAUCUUUCAGAUAUCACUUCAAGAUAGCGAUCUCCCUUCCCAAUGGAGAAAUGCUAAGAUUAUACCGCUAAAGAAGCCGGCCAAGAAAAAUUACGCGCUGGCUAAAGCAUGGAGACCAAUAUCAUUGCUCUCCACGUUGGGUAAAAUACUGGAAGCGGUCGUCGCGGAAAGGAUAUCAUACGCUGUCGAAGAGUUCGGCCUGCUGCCUAUAAACCACUUUGGAGCAAGGAAGAGGCGCUCGGCAGAACAGGCACUUCUAUUAUUGCAAGAAGAGAUCUAUAAGGCCUGGAGAAAUAGGAAGGUACUAAGCCUGGUCAGUUUUGAUGUCCAAGGGGCAUAUAAUGGAGUCUUCAAAGAGAGACUGCUGCAGAGACUCAAGGCAAGAGGAAUACCUGACCAAAUAGUUCGAUGGAUUGAUGCUUUCUGCUCAAGACGCACAGCAAACAUCCUGGUUAAUGGAUCUACAAGCGAACAACGGGAGCUACCACAGGCAGGCUUACCACAAGGAUCACCACUGUCCCCAAUACUAUUCCUGUUCUUCAAUGCGGAUUUAGUACAACACAGGAUAAGUGCCUCCGGAGGAGCAAUUGCAUUUGUGGAUGACUAUACGGCAUGGGUAUCAGGCCCAUCAGCAGAAGCAAACCGGGCUAGCAUACAAGCCAUAAUCGACAGAGCCUUGGAUUGGGAAAGACGAAGCGGGGCAACAUUUGAAUGUGAUAAAACGGCUAUAGUUCACUUCACCCGGACGGCAAGCCGUUCAAGCAGCAUACCAUUCUUGAUUAAAGGCGAAAUAGUCGAACCAAAGGAAAGUGCAAAGAUUUUAGGAAUAGUGAUGGAUUCCCAGCUACGGUUCAAGGAACACAUUGCCAAUGCUGCUACCAAAGGACUCACGGCAGCCAUGGCGCUGAGAAGGCUAAAGAUGACUUCCCCACGGUCAGCAAGACAACUAUUUAGAGCUAUAGUAGCUCUAGUGACAGACUACGCUUCUAGUGUCUGGAUGCAUGCCUGUGGAACAGUAGCAACUACUGUGGCUGAGGCAGAAGCAGGCAUCCAGCCGUUCCACAAUCGACAUAUAGAGAAAGCUAUAAAACUACAUAUCGACAUCCAAACACUACCUGAAUCAAACCCCCUAGUUAAACUAAGGACUAUCACAACCCAGAGGUUCAGGUCUCCGCUACAGAGGAUAGCUCGAGCCCUAGAGACAACAACAACAACCGAGCGGAUAGAAACUAUCCAAGCAUUCACAAUAUCACCAUGGACAGCGCGUAUACAAACGAUACACGAAAAAGACGGGGAACAGACCAUUCAAAUUGCUAAGAAGGCAAUUAGUAUCCUAAUUGCCACAAGUGCAUCUGCUAGAUCCGGAAUAGUGGGUAUAGGAGGCCAUAUAAGAGACACCCAGGCAGACAAUAAUGGAACCGACAUAUCCAGCUUCUCGAUCACCCUGGGCAAAAGGACAGAGCAGAAUCCUUAUACAGCAGAACUAGAAGCGAUGGCGGUCGCCCUAGAACGAGUCCCUCCUGGGGCAUGCUGUAGAUGGAUAUCUAUCCUUAGCAGUAAUAGAUCCGCAGUGGCAGCAAUCAGCCAACCCCGCCAGCAAUCUGGUCAAGAAACCAUCCAGCGGAUAUAUAAGCAGAUUGAGACCUUAUACCGGCGAGGAAACGUAGUAAAUGCAAUCUGGAUACUAGCACAUACAGAUAUCAACUUGAAACAACGAGCAAAAGCUGAAGCACAGAAAGCGACAGGAACAGAGCAUCUGCCGGAGAAACAACCAUCCCAAGCUAGAUCAACUACUAUCAGGCUCGCCCUUGCGGAACGGCAGCUAGAAUGGACUCUCCCAGAGAAUGUUGGUAAAUACUCAAAGGCUGUAGAUGCAGCUCUUCCAGGAAAACAUACAAGGAGCUUGUACGACAGAUUGAACCGGAAAGAGGCAAAAAUCCUGGCCCAGCUUCGGACAGGAAUGACAGGGCUCAACAGCUACUUGAAUAGGAUAGGCGCAGCAGACUCCGAUCUCUGCGCAUGUGGACAAGCAAGUGAGACAGUGGAACAUUUCCUAUUCCGCUGCACAAAAUGGACAGCGAUGAGAGAAGGCAUGAACCAAUGCACAGAGUCGAGACGAGGUAACCUGUCCUUCUUCCUAGGCGGAAAAUCACGCUCCGACCCGGAUCGAUGGCAACCAGACAUGAAGGCCGUCCAGGCAGUAAUCAAGUACGCAAUUGCAACAGGAAGAUUAGAACAGGAACCCGAAGCCGGACCUCCAUCAACAUAG